ACCUCCAGGAGACAGCGAGCACCGAGUUCACGUCCUAGAGAGGAUGCUUGCGCCACUUCCGCUCGCCGGUCUAAAACCGCGCAUGCGCAUUGCGUCUCUUCCUCUUCGGGCUUGGGCUUCGGUUCCGGCGACAUGGCUAAGCGCACCAAGAAGGUCGGGAUCGUCGGGAAAUACGGGACCCGUUAUGGUGCCUCCCUCCGGAAAAUGGUGAAGAAAAUUGAAAUCAGCCAGCACGCCAAGUACACUUGCUCCUUCUGUGGCAAGACCAAGAUGAAGAGACGAGCCGUUGGCAUCUGGCACUGUGGUUCCUGCAUGAAAACGGUGGCCGGCGGAGCCUGGACCUACAACACCACCUCUGCAGUCACAGUGAAGUCUGCCAUCAGGAGGCUGAAGGAACUGAAAGACCAGUAGAAGCCCUUACCGUCUGAGAUUCGCCUAGCCUGCAAUAAACGGGUUAUUUACGUAA
Messenger RNA from Mastomys coucha (southern multimammate mouse), 466 nucleotides. It is a transcript of the gene Rpl37a, whose product is annotated as ribosomal protein L37a. Gene Ontology annotation, biological process: translation. The record is from RefSeq and is a predicted model, not a curated record. Gene Ontology annotation, cellular component: ribosome. The coding region runs from base 133 to 411 and encodes 92 amino acids. The transcript has 4 exons. NCBI's taxonomy places the organism in Eukaryota, Metazoa, Chordata, Mammalia, Rodentia, Muridae. Gene Ontology annotation, molecular function: structural constituent of ribosome.